Durusdinium trenchii is the source of this 534-nucleotide messenger RNA. The record is from the annotation of a GenBank genome assembly. NCBI's taxonomy places the organism in Eukaryota, Dinophyceae, Suessiales, Symbiodiniaceae.
AUGUCGCUGGCCACGGAGCUGGUGGCCGGUGGCUUGGCCGGUGCCGUGGGCAUCAUGGCCACGCAGCCCAUGGACACCAUCCGCAUUCGGCUGCAAAGUACCAGCCAUGCUCUGGGACGAGCGCCCUAUGCUGGAAUCAUUGAUUGCUGCAGGUCUGUGCUCAAGACAGAAGGCCUCAGGGGUCUUUGGAAAGGAUAUGCUUCGCCAACCUUCACAGUUGGCGGGAUGAACGCGAUCCUCUUCUUAACCUACGAGGCCACCAGCCGCUUUUUGAGGGAUCCUUCGAAGAAGGAGGACUCCUUGCAGUCCGGCAGCCCAGAGAAGACCGUGUUUCUGGCCGGCUGCGUGGCCGGCAGUGGCAGCGCAUUGAUCAAUGGACCCACGGAGUUGGUGAAGGUCUUAGCACAGACCAACUUGAAGAACAAAGGCACCUUGAGUGCCCCCGGCAGCGUUCAGCAGCGUUGCAGCGUUUUACAAGGUGUUUUUUACGUUUUAACGCGGGGGCGUUGGUUUAAUGGGUCUUUUUGGGGUUGA